Molecule: messenger RNA, 2189 nt
Organism: Aspergillus homomorphus CBS 101889
Lineage: Eukaryota; Fungi; Ascomycota; Eurotiomycetes; Eurotiales; Aspergillaceae
Exons: 2
Coding region: 231-2189 (652 amino acids)
Molecular function (GO): protein binding
Source: RefSeq, a predicted model, not a curated record
UUCAUCUACAAUCAUUAUCCGCAUUCCUCCUUCUGUCUUCCCUCAUUACUCACUACGGUGAUCUAUCGAUCUAUCUAUCUAUCUACCUGGAAUGGUUGUUGUUGAUCUUCUGGACUAGACAUCCAGCAGAUUUGCGCGAUCCAGCUCUUCCAACAAGCUUCAAGCUCUGCCCACACCGACUUCACCUUCCCAUCAAGCACCGCACAACGCCGCAGAGAUCUGUUUAGACCAUGCCAUCUUUUCCGUCCAGGCCUCUGGUCAGACCCAGAGAUGACAGUAGCUUGCAGUUGAGCUAUCAAUUUCCUCAUCGUGUCCACACAGCAGCCGGUUACCCCCUACUUGCGCCCAAUGGCUCCUCAAUCAUUGUUUACGGCUACGAGACAGGCCUGAAGGUGGUCUGGCGAGGAGGGAAGCCUUUUGCAGCGGAGAAAGCAUCUAUUGCCACGGCCGGGAAGCCUCAGAAGGCCGCUCCACCCCCCAGCGACGAUGCUGUCAUGAUCAUCGAUUCCGACGACGAGAGUAUUGCGGAGGUCCAGUCGUCGGUCUCUAAGGAGGAACCCAAAUAUGAUUUCGAAGAGGAAGAACCUGAAGUGGACCCCGCCCAUCCUUAUGAAAGAAUACUGCGCCAGGUCGACAUUCCUCUUGGAAGCCGGGUUCUUCACCUGGCUGCACCACGCAUUCUACCCGAAACGGCGCGCUCGUCACUAGAUCCGUUUCCCCCCACCUUGAACGAGGUCAUUGUCAUUGCUGCCGUGUGUGCAGAUUACUCUACCCGCGUGAUAACCCUGCCCUUAAGCCCUCCUCACCCUGCCCAAACCAAGAUCGGGAUUCAAACAAUCUCCAUUAGCGGCGGAGUGUCCCAUCAAGAGCUUCCUCGUGGUCUCAGCCUCACAUUCACGUAUCAAGAAACCGAGAAGACGGAACAAAGUUUGUCGCGCAGCCCACAAUACGCUCCUGGGCGAUGGGACCUUCUCGUUGCAACCCAUUCCGCAGAGUCGGCCGGUCUGCUCUUGAUUCACCGGAUUCCGAUCGCAGCAGGGCAUCAGCUCUGCGACGAUGAAAUUGAGACCACACGACGAUAUCUUCCGGCUCCAGCCACAAAUAUUUCAUUCAAUCCGUCAGGCUACCCUACGCCACGCCACUCUACAUUGCUUGUCGCUUUCCACAGUGGAUGUGUCAAAGUGUACUCGUGUUUCGCUACCAAGCCUUUCAAGGCUUCUCAUAGAUCCUCCGGCGUGCAGAGUGAUUCUGAGAUUUCCCAAACGGAAGGAAAGUGGCUCAUCAGUCUUUAUCCUGGGUUCGAGCAAAACGUUUCGGGACCCGCGAAGCGCAAGACUGUGGUCAGCGCGGAAUGGGUACUCGGAGGCCGAGCCAUCAUGGUCCUGAUGUCGGACGGGGAAUGGGGGGUUUGGGACAUUGAAGGCACCGGCCCGGGGAGUAUCAAGGGUCCGCUUCAGCGUCAAGCUAGUGUACAGGGCGUAACGGGCGGCUCUCUGACAACCUUCUCCGUCAGCGGGCGGCUGCUGAGCCCUCUGCCCAGCGGUCAUUCUGAGACCGGUGGACCUUCUUUCGAAUAUCGACCCAGGUUCGCUCCUCUGACACCAUCAACCAAACGCUUGCGGGAAGAUACGUUGUUGAAGGGCGGCUCGACUGGCACUGCCAGCUCCUCGCUGUGCGGUGGCAUCUCGGUGUAUCAGACAAACGCGUGGAAUGACCCUAUGCCGGACGAGUCUAUCUUGUUGCGACACGGCAAUCAGACCGCCGUCAUUUCUAGUUUGUUGUCUCUGUGGCGCAACGCCAUCAAGGCUAGCGGCACGUUCGACUCCUCCAACCGCUGCCGCGUGUCCACCCUUCAAGACAUCACCCUGAUGGGUGAGCGCCUGAAGGGGAUUGGCCAUCUCCCCGUGUCCCUCAGCCGCACACGCGGGUCUGAACAGCAGCCAUUUGACUUUAUCCUCACCGCCGAACAUCGGGUUCUGAUCCUCGCGCCUAGACUGGUUGAACCGGAGCCCGUUCCAACCGGGUCGAAGGCAGCCGUUGGGGCCACCAGCAGCGAAAUCGACCAGCAGCGUCUGCAUCGAGGUGAACUGGAUGUGGGCGGGAUGGACCGACUUCUGAGUGAUAUGGCGAAUGCCAAACGGUCGAUCGGCAUGGGAAGCCCCAUCAAGCGAAUCCGCAACUUUACUUGA